ACAAGAACUAGCGCUAGUGUUUCGCGCCAUUUCCUUGACGCUGUGUAAUUGGUUUUGGUUGUAAAAGUUGUUUUCUAGUUAUUGCAGUGCGAGCUGUUGAUAUUUCUUAAACAAUCUGUAAUUUUUCUAAGUUUUGCAAUGAGUGAUCUGGAAUUUUUAAAGUGGUCACCUGUAUAUUGUGAAACAAAUUUGCCAAUUUGCAAGAAUCACCUGCUAGAGGACAAAAAUUGGUACAUGUUGCCAUUGAUCAAUGGAAUACAACAGAAAUGUUUGAAAGAGAAUCAACUGGUUCGAUUCCAAGGUAUGAUUGUCGACAUGCCUGAUUCAGAAUACUACUUGAGUUCAUAUGAAGUACAGAAUAACACAGAUGGACACAGAACAGUUAAAUCCGGAAGAUAUUGUGAGAUUUUAGAUAUUGGGUCAGAGGAACGCCUUGUAGAGGAAUCUCCAAAUAAUGUUACCAGUGAACGACAUCAGUUGUAUUGUAUAACUGACCCAACACUAAGUCCAUGGGUUGUGAAUUACUUACGAGAUCAGCAAAUGAUGAUGACGCCUAAUGAAGAUGAGAAUACUGAAACUGUGUCGAAGCGUCAGAAAUGGUCAAAUGUCGAUGCCUGCUUAAUAAAGAUAUAUGAAAAGCAAAGUGCUACAUUUUCCUUGAAUGAUGUCAUUGAAGUGGCUGGAUUCAUUGGUUUUGACAGCAGUAAUGAUGAUACAAAUGAGGUCACAGACGUUCGGUCAGACAUUAUUAUUCAUGCCUUGGCUGUCAGAGGACUAAAACACUGUAAUCCAUUAUUGCCGCCUGUAAUCAAUACAGAUGAAAUAUUUGCCAAUGCAGAAGCAGUCAGAAUAGAUCUACUUGAAAUCCUGAAGGAAUUUCUGUUGGGUGAUGGGCUUGCAGCAGAAUAUAUUUUGUGCCAUUUGAUAUCAACUGUAUAUGCACGUAAUACACUCUUAACUCUAGGUUCGUUGGCAGUCAAUAUAAGUGGUGUUACUCAAGGUAUACAGUUAUCAUCAAAAUUAAAUAAGCUCUUCAAACAGCUGGUCACAAAAAUCCACUUACUAUCAAUGAAAUUGGAAAACCUCAAUGCCGGCUCUCUGAUUCCAAAGAAGAAUUAUAAAAAUGAUAGUUUGACCAGGGCACGGUUGCAAUUAAGUCCCCACACACAUCUCAUUUUGGAUGAGACGGCACUUUCAACUGGUCAAUUGAACAGCACAGGUGUUCAAAACAUAUCUGCUUUGGGAAAAUUGAUUUCGCAGCAGAAGAUAGAUUAUGAUUUCCAGUUUUACCAACUAGGUUUUGAUUAUAAUACACCUGUUUUAGUUCUUUCAGAGGGAAAGUCACUUCUGCCAUGUAACGUGGAGGUUAGGAUACAGUGCAGCAUUGCAACGAUAGAAGAAUAUGAGGUGAAGGUGAGAACUGUAUUCAAAGAAAUUGAUUCUGCAGUACUAGAUGGCAUUAGAAGGUACCUAACAGCUGCCAGGUUGUCAGAAUAUGCAAUACCUGAAGGCUUGGGUGAGGUAAUACAAAGAGACUUUGUGCAGCUGAGACAAGAACACCCAGAAGUUUCUGCUGAAGAUUUACAUCUCAUGCUUGUCCUAGCACGGUUGGUUUCUCUAAGCUGUGGCCAAAAAAUGCUGACAAGGCAAGCAUGGGAGAAGGCUGUGGAUAUGGAAAAGCAACGCAAGGAAAGGCUUAUCCCUGUACGGAGGAGGUGACAUGCAUCAAACCACAUGCCACAGUGUCGUAAAAUUUUUACUUGUAAUUUUUUGUAAGAAAAUAUAAUAUACGCCUUUUGACAAGUGUUUCA
Molecule: messenger RNA, 1811 nt
Organism: Schistocerca serialis cubense
Lineage: Eukaryota; Metazoa; Arthropoda; Insecta; Orthoptera; Acrididae
Product: mini-chromosome maintenance complex-binding protein
Exons: 13
Coding region: 139-1719 (526 amino acids)
Biological process (GO): DNA-templated DNA replication
Molecular function (GO): chromatin binding
Source: RefSeq, a predicted model, not a curated record